ACCAUUUUAAAUAAGGAUGCUGCUCCCUUCGUUACGGACGUUGGUGUCGUGUGGCUGUCGAAAUGCUGGGAGAGGAUUUCAGCAGAGCAAUCGGACUCCUCAUUUGCGGCAAUGGCUGGCGAAGAGAAGCCAGCACUCCAUCACAGCAGAGGCAGGAGCCAACACAGCUCCAGCUACAGUUCCCAACGCGGCCACCAAUCGGAUCCUCGGCCGAUGGCUGUUGGGCUGCAGUGGACUGGUGGUCGGGGCAGUGGUGUUGGGAGGUGUCACAAGGCUGACGGAGUCAGGGCUCUCAAUGGUAGACUGGCACCUGGUGAGAGAGAUGAAGCCUCCUCAGACUCGGGCCGAGUGGGAGGCUGAGUUUGCCAAGUACCGGCAGUUCCCAGAGUUCAAAAUAAUGAACCAUGACAUGACUCUACCAGAGUUUAAGUUCAUCUUCUACAUGGAGUGGGGCCACAGGAUGUGGGGCAGGCUGGUAGGGCUGGCCUAUGUCCUCCCCACGAUCUACUUCUGGAAGAAAGGCUACUUCAACAGAUCUAUGAAGGGACGUGCACUGGGACUCUGUGGAUUUGUGUUCUUUCAGGGCCUCCUGGGCUGGUACAUGGUGAAGAGUGGUCUGGAGGAGAAGCCAGAGUCCUAUGAUGUCCCCCGAGUCAGUCAAUAUCGCUUGUCUGCUCACCUAGGGUCAGCUCUGCUGCUCUACUGUGCUAGUCUAUGGACCGGACUCACACUGCUGGUCGAGCCGCACAAGUUGGCUAAUACUAAGCGUCUGAACCAGCUGAGGAGGUUUGCUAAGGGCACUGCAGGAUUGGUCUUCCUCACCGCACUCUCAGGUGCGUUUGUAGCAGGGCUGGAUGCUGGGUUGGUGUAUAACUCGUUCCCUCUGAUGGGAGACAGAUGGAUCCCUGAUGACCUCCUGGCCUUUUCUCCAACACUCAAGAACUUCUUUGAGAACCCCACCACUGUUCAGUUUGACCAUCGAGUUCUGGCAAUCUCGUCUCUGACGGCCAUCACAGGUCUCUAUAUGUUCUCCAGGAGGAUGAUGCUACCUAGGAGAGCUAAGAUAGCCAUAUCCUGCCUUACAGCUAUGGCCUAUGCGCAGGUUGCCCUGGGCAUCAGUACCCUACUUCUUUACGUGCCCACUCCCCUGGCAGCGACCCACCAGUCAGGCUCUGUCGCCCUGCUCUCAUUGGCCAUCUGGGUCCUCGCAGAGCUCAGGAAGGUGGCCAAGUAGAUGCCCACUUUGCCAUGACUCGAUCAGGCCUCCAGAGACAAACCAGUCCAAGGGGGAAAAAAAUAAAGAAUAUUGACAAGAUGCUCCAGGAAGAAAGAGAGGAGAGAAUCAUUCUAUAAAACAAUGGAUUGGAUCUUUUGAUACUAUGUCGGGGAACUUCUAUGUUGCAAAGCUGCAAGCUCCUUUCACCGGUUUGAAGUUAUAUCAUAACAUUAGAAUUCAGUUAUAUAAAGGUUGUUUUGAUUGAUGCAAUGGCAAGAAUGUUCAAGCUUAUUUCACUACAUUUUUCCCCAGCAGUGCAGUGGUUGGGCCACGUGGUGAGUCGCCUGUAGUUUAGAAAUAUCACUGAAAGGCAUUACUGUAGCUGACGACAGGUUACAUUUCAAUGUCACUAGAUAGCGACUAUUAAUAAACUGAAAUUGAGUUGAGUAGUGUAGAAUUUUAGCAACCAGGAAAUUAGCGAUUUACACUAGAUGACACGGCCACAAAUUCAGAACAGCUUUCCAAGUUUGAAAACAGAUUUGACUCCGGCGGGAGAAAUCAAUAGGUGAAUAUCACAGCCGAUCACAACACUGCCGGGUAAGUAAUACUGUGAAACACUGAUUCCAGUGUUAGUGGCAGACAUAUUACGGACAUUUUCAUAAAUUAUAUUGCAAAACUUCUGAAAAGAAAUCCUAUGUUGGCACAUUUUAAUGCCUUCAGAAAGUAUUUAUACACCUUGACUUAUUGUUGUUGUUAGAGCCUGAAUUUCAAGAAAUAAAAAAACUCAUCCAUCUAUAGUGCAUUCGGAAAGUAUUCAGACCCCUUCACCUUUUCCACAUUUUGUUACGUUACAGCCUUAUUCUAAAAUUGAUAGUUUUUUUUUAUUACUCUUCACACUACCCCAUAAUGAUAAAGCAAAAAACGGUUUAGAAAUGUUUGCAAAUAUAUAUAUAUAUAUAUAUAUAAAAAACGAUCAUAUUUACAUAAGUAUUCAGACCCUUUACUCAGUACUUUGUUGAAGCACCUGUUUUCAUUUUGUCAUUAUGGGGCAUUGUGUGAGAAUUAUUAUUUUUUUGAUUUCGGGCUGGAACGCAAAAGUCAACUGAUCAUUUAAGGCUUGCAUACAAUAAUUACAUAAUACUAACGGGUACAUAGGAAGUGUGUGUGUGCCUUUUGCUUCUGAAAAGGACAGGACAUGAAUGCUUUUGACUUGAGUUGUUUCUCAAACUUUGACUUCUGUCUGUUUCUGCUGAUCAAUGCACUGCCUCUUGAUUUUUUCUGUAUUUUCAUACUGAGGUGAAUAUUAAUGCUUGCGGUACCACAGAUCUAGGAUCAGUUACCCAACCCCCCCCAAUCCUUACCUGAACGAUUGAGGUAUACCGGCAUAUCUGAGCCAGGAUCAGUGGCUGGAGGGCAAUCUUUGUAUGUUAAAUAAUGUAUUAUAUAUUGGUUUAGGACACUUGUGUUGGGUAUGUGUGUGAUAAAUACAUAUGGAAUCUUGA
Molecule: messenger RNA, 2718 nt
Organism: Oncorhynchus nerka (sockeye salmon)
Lineage: Eukaryota; Metazoa; Chordata; Actinopteri; Salmoniformes; Salmonidae
Gene: cox15
Product: heme A synthase COX15
Exons: 9
Coding region: 17-1234 (405 amino acids)
Biological process (GO): heme A biosynthetic process
Cellular component (GO): mitochondrial inner membrane
Molecular function (GO): oxidoreductase activity, acting on NAD(P)H, heme protein as acceptor
Source: RefSeq, a predicted model, not a curated record